UUAAUAACUCUUUGAAAGGCGACUCCUCGUUUUCUCACUGUACCCUCCAACAGAAAUAGCUGCAGUGAGGUAAUGUCCAGUGUUGUUGCUCAGCGGACUCGCUUGUCCGUCUCAGCGCCACGUUCAGCACGUUUUGCAUCCAGACUUUGGUCUAGUCCGGCUUUUUUUUUCUCUCUCUACCCGUUUUCCGACAGCCCCCGCCCCUCGUUGCUGUGGGAUUGGCUGACAGAUCGGUGAGUGACGAAUCGUAGCGCGAGGGGGGCGUGGUUUGUCUGAAUGCGGGCUUGCAAAAAAAAACAGUACCCGGCUCGUCACAGUGGAGCCCGGCUCGGCCCCGCCCCCCUCGCCGACCGUGUGUAUAUGAGCGGGGCGCUGAGGGGCGCUGGGAGCAGUGUGUGUGUGUGUGUGUGUUUUGGUGUGUUUUCCUAACGGGAGCGUUUCGGACCUUCAGCAGCGCGUUCGCUGGAUUACGGCUCGUCCGUCGCCUGGAGUAGUUUUGCUUCACUUCUGCGCCAAAGAGGGAAAAGCGGAGAUUUAUUGCGCGUGUCGACCUCAUUCAGCUCUUAUCAGCGCGUGCUGAAGCGGUUCGCAUUCCCAGCUCGUCGGGAAAAGUGAUCCGAGGAAAAGCUGAAAGUUUUUUUUUUUUGUUUUGUUUUUGUUUUUUGUUUUUUUUGCGGAGAUGGAGAUGGAGCUCUCGGUCUGAGCGCCUCUCGCCUUGCGUGCUUCUGAGUGUCCUCCGCCCGCUCGUCUCCCGGCUCGCAGGGGGGAAUGGUCGACCGCAUGAUGGCAAUGAACCAUGGCCGAUUCCCCGAAGCUGUGAACGGUCUCCACCACCACCAUCACCACCACCAGCAGCAGCAGCAGCAGCAGCGCAGGAUGGGAAUGGGACAGUUCUCCAGCCCCCUGCAGCAGCAGCAGCAGCAGCAGCAGCACGGCUACAGCAACGGCUUGCUGGAGCCCAUGCACUACGGCAGCGGCGGCGGGAGCCACGGGCUUCGGCAUCCGAGCGGCAGCGUAGCAGCGCCCGCACGCUUCGCCUCGCAGUUCGUGGCCACCGGCAGUCAGGGGCAGCUGGCGGCGAGCAUGCAGCUGCAGAAGCUUAACACGCAGUACUACACCCAGCAGCACCACCACCACCCGCACCCGCAGCAGCAGCACCAACCGCAGCAGCAGCACCUCCUCCACUACCCACACGAGCUGCAGGGCGGGUUCCGGGACGCGGGGGCCAGGCUCGGGGCGGCCGGCAGAGAGCCCCAGCAGCUGCCCGCCGCACACAGCGUCAUCGACACGGACCUGAUCGACGAGGAGGUGCUGAUGGCGCUGGUGGUGGAGAUGGGUCUGGACAGGAUAAAGGAGCUGCCCGAGCUGUGGCUGGGCCAGAACGAGUUCGACUUCAUGACGGACUUCGUGUGCAAACAGCAGCCCAGCCGAGUGAGCUGCUAAUGCCUCCGUGGAAAAGGGGGGGACUUUUAUACUGCGCUGUUUUUUCUCUCUCCUUUAAAGAAAAACACAGUCCUGGCUUCUCCGGAUGUCCCAGAAACGAGCGGGUCAUUUUAUGUUUCGCUUCUUUCUUUAAGGAUCUGACGUUCCUGCAUUGCAGCUUUUUAUUUUUAACUGUCUUUCCUGUUUUGUUUUUUUAUUUGUUUAUUUUUAUUUUACUCC
Pygocentrus nattereri (red-bellied piranha) is the source of this 1662-nucleotide messenger RNA. It is a transcript of the gene cited2, whose product is annotated as Cbp/p300-interacting transactivator, with Glu/Asp-rich carboxy-terminal domain, 2. Gene Ontology annotation, biological process: regulation of DNA-templated transcription. The record is from RefSeq and is a predicted model, not a curated record. Bases 769 to 1443 code for a protein of 224 amino acids. NCBI's taxonomy places the organism in Eukaryota, Metazoa, Chordata, Actinopteri, Characiformes, Serrasalmidae. The transcript has a single exon. Gene Ontology annotation, cellular component: nucleus.